CACCCACUCCCGUCUGCGAGUGUCCAGCAACCCCGAGACUCCCCUGCAACCACUAGUCUGCUAGAGACCUCACGGAAUAGACAUUAGACUUUCCUGCCACUCAGAAGCAUGAAGUUCGCCACCGAGGAAGAGCUCGCCGGCCACCACGCCGCGACUGUCCGCGGCGCCAUCGAGGGCGUGCUCGGCGGCCUCGUCCUCUCCCUCCCCGCCUCCUUCUACAUGCAGCGCAACUGGCGCUACUACCGCGCCCUUCCCCCGCACCUCAAGGCGCUCGGCGUCAUCUUCGUCGUCGCCCCGUGCUACGCCAUCCAGGCCGAGCGCCGCGGCGUCGAGUUCGACAAGUCCACCUGGACGGGCGCCGGCAAGGCCGAGCUCGACCGCGAGGAGCGCGUCGAGCAGAGCCGCUGGGAGACGAUGGACGCGCGGACGAAGAUAAAGGAGUGGGCGCUGCGCAACCAGUACAAAAUCAUCGUUGGGUCGUGGGCGGCGUCCAUGGCCGUCGCUGGGGUGAUCGUCAUGCGCGAUCGUUACCAGAGCACCCCGCAAAAGGUCGUGCAGGCGCGUAUGUGGGCGCAGGGCCUCACGAUCGGCGUCCUCAUCGCCGCCGGCGUGCUCACGCAGAGCUCGCGCCAGGCGUCGCACGACAACCGCUCCGUCGACCACUCGUGGGCGAACAUCCUCGCCGAGCAGGAGAAGGAGGAGCGCGAGAACGCCCAGUUCCGCGAGCUUGCGCGCACGCAGGCACCCGCACCCGCGCCCUCGACAUAAUCGUACCCCGGGCCGCGAUUGGAUUCCUUUUGGGCACGACAUGACGACUGUAUCAUCUACGCAUACCACCACCUCCUCCCACGCUCCCUAUUGCAUACAUGUAUCUUAGUACACUCCUAGUCGGGCCGACGUGGGAUCCCUUCAUAUUUACUCUGAACUUAUGGACACUUUGUUGUUCGCAUUCAUCAGACGUCUGAACACCCGCGAGGAAACAUGGUGAUAAUU
Messenger RNA from Trametes versicolor FP-101664 SS1, 993 nucleotides. RefSeq lists its product as uncharacterized. Lineage: Eukaryota; Fungi; Basidiomycota; Agaricomycetes; Polyporales; Polyporaceae. Gene Ontology annotation, cellular component: mitochondrial inner membrane. Gene Ontology annotation, biological process: mitochondrial respiratory chain complex IV assembly. The record is from RefSeq and is a predicted model, not a curated record. The coding region runs from base 109 to 768 and encodes 219 amino acids. The transcript has 3 exons.